Periconia digitata is the source of this 901-nucleotide messenger RNA. Lineage: Eukaryota; Fungi; Ascomycota; Dothideomycetes; Pleosporales; Periconiaceae. The record is from the annotation of a GenBank genome assembly.
AAUGACGGAUCAACCGGAAUAUUCAAAUCUCGAAUUGAUUGCUCAAGUUGAUACUUGGCCUUACUACCAAAGGGACCCAAGUGCUUACAACGAACAUAUGAAAGACUACUACUACUUCAUGAUCGGGGGUUUUGCGGCUCCAUUUGGAUAUGUACAUGCCACAACCAUCUCGAAAGUGAAUUGGCCAAAGUUCUGGACUGUCGAUGAGACUGAGAGAAAACUCAUUUUCGACGGAGGAGACGACUUCACCACGCGCGCACAGCGCAUGGAAGAAACGCUCCGCGCAAACCCAAAGACUGACGAAGCGUCUGCUUUCAGCGGAUGGUGCGACGAGCUUUUCCCCAUAUACACGAAUGAAAGGGUGCACAUUCUCGAUCUCGAUGGUGCUGGAGUCGAUGCUUUUGGCAUCGUCAACUUCGCAUGCCACUUGAAUGGUUAUGUAAAGACAGAUUCGGGGAUCAAAUAUUGGGUUCCGAGGCGUGCCAGAACGAAGGUGAGUUUCCCAGGCAUGCUUGACAACACCGUUGGCGGGAGUCUACGAUCCCGAGAGAGUCCGCUGGAUUGCAUUGUGCGCGAGGCUGCGGAGGAAGCGGGCUUGCCGGAAGAUAUCGCGCGUGCCAAUAUCAAAGCGUGUGGUGCGCUCACGUUUUACUACGUGUAUGAAAUCGCGCUUCCGGAGGAUACAGUACCUGCGCCGUUUGAUGGCGAAGCCGAGUCUUUCACUUUGAUGGCUUUGGACGAGGUUGUUUCUGCUUUGAGGAAGGGGGACUUUAAGCUGGAUUGCGCCAUGACGUGGAUGGCUUUUCUUAUCCGUAAGGGGCAUGUGAAUGCAGAGAAUGAGCCACACAUUAUUGAGAUAUGCUCAAGGCUGCACAGAAAGCAUGAUCUGUUCAUCGUCUAA